Messenger RNA from Durio zibethinus, 1783 nucleotides. RefSeq lists its product as uncharacterized. Lineage: Eukaryota; Viridiplantae; Streptophyta; Magnoliopsida; Malvales; Malvaceae. The record is from RefSeq and is a predicted model, not a curated record. Gene Ontology annotation, molecular function: zinc ion binding.
UUAUUACAAAGUAAAAAUUUUAUAGAUUUGCUUUUUUCGUAUAUUACUAUCUUUGCACCGUCUUUUGAUCCUUCAUUUCUCAAUCUCAAUCUUUGUGGGGUUUAUUCUUUUUUUUCUUUUAUUUAUUUAUUUUUUCUUAUAUUUAAUUUCUUGGGAUUCUUGCGGGCUUACCCAAGAAUUAACAAUGCAAGCAACUGCAACUGAAACUGAAGCUGAAGCUGUCAGCAAUGGAGUUGCUAAUGGUUCUUCUCAGGCAAAUUUUCCAACUCUGGAACCCUCAGAUAAAGAAGUUUCAAAACCUGGACCAAGUGGUAGGCGCUCAGAUCUUUCACUUCGAGUACCCCCUAAACCACUAGGAUUUGGUAGCUGUAGUGGAAAGGGUUUAUUACACUCCCAGGGUUCUGGUAAAGGUAAUUCAUCACCAGGAGGCUUCUUACAUGGCUUAAGCUUCAAGAAAAAAGUUGUUGUAGCUGAUGGUGAGAGAAGCUCUCUCCUCACUCCAGACAGCAAGACAGGUCCUGAAAGUUCUAAUAUGGCUAGUUUUCCAUCCCCAUUUUAUUCGAAAAGAUGUACAUCUCUGCCUGUUACACCUGCAUCAAAUUUGUUCCCGUCAGUUAACGUGCCUGCUUCAGAAAAAAUGGCUGGUGAACAGAAUAAAUCAAAUAAAGGAACGUCGCGUGCUGUGGUUUCCAGGUCCCUGUCGGUGCCUGGACGAAAUGUUGUUAUAGUAAGAUCUGCAUCUUUUGAUACCCGUAAAGAGCAUGUCACUGCAGAUAACAAUGAUGAUCAAAUUAAUGUUGUUCCUGUGGAAAGCAAUGAUGAGGAGAUUCCUGAAGAGGAAGCUGUGUGCAGAAUCUGUUUUGAUGUAUGUGAAGAGGGAAAUACACUCAAAAUGGAAUGCAGCUGCAAAGGUGCCCUCCAACUUGUGCAUGAGGCAUGUGCCGUUAAAUGGUUUAGUACAAAAGGAAACAAAAAUUGUGAUGUAUGUGGGCAAGAAGUGCGGAACUUACCUGUAACUUUGCUGCGGGUGCCUACUAAUGCUCGAAGGGGUAAUAGACAGAACGUUAAUUCACAGAACGAACGAUCAGAAACUGUGAGCGCAUGGCAGGAUUUUGUGGUGCUUGUGUUAAUUAGCACAAUUUGCUAUUUCUUCUUCCUUGAGCAGCUACUGAUUCAGAAAAUGAAGACUCAAGCAAUUGUGAUCGCAGCACCAUUUGCGUUUACCCUGGGCCUCUUAGCAUCUAUCUUUGCAGUCAUCUUAGCAAUCAAGGAGUAUACAUGGACAUAUGCAGCUCUUGAAUUUGCACUCGUCGCAUUAAUUGUCCAUAUAUUGUAUAGCCUGCUCCAUCUGAAGGCUGUUGUUGCUAUACUGCUUUCGGCAUUGUUAAGUUUCGGGAUAGCUAUGACACUCAAUUCGAUGUAUAUCCACUGUUUUGCUUGGAGGGUUCAGGUUGCCCAAAAUUCUAACCCAGUAUGAUUGGAUAUGGUGAAAUGAGAGGGUCCUGCAUUUUUAUGCUAUUUAUUUACCUAGGCCCUAGUUUGUACGUAUUUCUUGCUGAAGUAUAAUGAAUUCAAGUAUAAAAAUCAAGUGUAACUAUCCUGCAGCAUUAGGUUGAAGCUGUUUGCAGCAGCAUUAUGGAGUGUUGUAUUAUAAGUUUACUGAAGCAAAAUUGGCCUCACAAGUAUCAUUUUUUUUCUCCAAAGAUCAAGCAUUUUCACUCCUAAAGUUGACUCUGAUGUUAACAAACUAACUCGCCGUUCAUGGUUCAAGUGACGAGUUUGC